Molecule: messenger RNA, 197 nt
Organism: Funneliformis geosporum
Lineage: Eukaryota; Fungi; Glomeromycota; Glomeromycetes; Glomerales; Glomeraceae
Source: the annotation of a GenBank genome assembly
GUGAAGAAGCUUCCAAGGGUUGGGCUGUUCGCCCAUUAAUAGCGGUACGUGAGUUGGGUUUAGAACGUCGUGAGACAGUUUGGUCCCUAUCUGUUGUGGGCGUAGGAAAUUUGCGAAGAUCUGCUCUUAGUACGCAAGGACCAGAGUGGACUGACCAAUGGUUCACCAGUUGUCAUGUCAAUGGCAUGGCUGGAUAA